Messenger RNA from Cercopithifilaria johnstoni, 1401 nucleotides. The record is from the annotation of a GenBank genome assembly. Lineage: Eukaryota; Metazoa; Nematoda; Chromadorea; Rhabditida; Onchocercidae.
AUGAAAACUUAUGCGAUACUAUAUCGAAUCCAAUCAUUCAUUAGACAGAUUUCAAAUUAUGCCCAGGAAUUUUUUUCAUUGCUAUAUUGGCAUUUAUUUAUAAAAUUGGAUUUACGAAAGAUUCCAUUAGUGAUGAAUUAUACGAAUGGCGUAACAGAUGAUACGUUAUUCAUUUAUAAAGCGUUUCUGGAUCUACGACAAAAAGAACCGUUAAUUCGAAUUUUGGCAUUCAGUCAAUGUCGUGAUAUUAAUAUUAUCAUUCAUUAUCGUCAGCAAUGUGUAUCAGCAAAAGAUAUUACAAUAGAAUAUGAUUGCCCAUGGAAAUGGGUACCGGAAUGUAAAUGGUUCUCUUUUAUGCUUAUUUUCAAUAUGAAAGAUACCAAUUUUUCCAUCAAUACCAAAGAAAUAAUGGUAACUGAAAGAAAUCGUUUGGUUAUCAUCCCAUUGCAAUCAGUUCCUCGAAAUUAUCAACAAAAUAUUUUACAUGUUUGUGUACCACCACUUUAUUGGUACUGGAAUUAUGUCGCAUUUAUACAAUUCAUUGAGAUUUGGAGAAAGCAAGGUGCUACAUUGUUUUACAUUUAUUACGUAUCGGUUAAUCGACGUACAAUGGAAAUUUUAAAAAUUUAUGAAAAAAUGGGAAUUAUUCGAUUAAUUUGCUGGCAGAUGUUACCACGAUCAAAAUUGAUUGAUCCAAAUCGAUGGAUCUAUCGUUUCGGUCAUACACUUAGUAUGAAUGAUUGUUUGUAUAGUUCAUCGGCUAAAUAUGUUGCACUUGUUGACACCGAUGAAUUUAUUAUUCCAAAUUCCGGAACGUUAGUGCCAUUUUUGAAUAAAAUGCAUAAUUUCAAUGAUAUUGCUGGAAGUUUCGUUUUCGAACAUGCUCGAGUUCGAUUUCAAGGAUGGUUUCUCUUAAAGCAACAAUCAAAAUUAGAUUUUGAUUGGUUAAAAAAUGCUGAAUAUCAAAUUCAAGAAGGACCGUCAAAAACCAUUUUUAUGCCUGAACGUGUGGAAAUUUUAGUCACUCAUAAAGUGCGCGAAUUUUUUCAACAAUAUAAAUCAUUUAAAAUAAAUAUUACUGAUGGCUUAUUAUAUCAUGCACGUUCAAAUUGGAUAUUUACAAGUCUCAAUGAUACCAUUUAUUAUCCAACAAAUAUUUUUCACCAAUACAUUACACAUCUAAAUAAGCAAUAUCAUGAAAUCAUAUCACAAGUAUCAUGGAAAGAGGAAAAUCUUAUUCCUCUGUGGAAAAUUUUUUCAAAACAAAUUGAAAAAUGUACAUCUAAAUGGCGCAUAUAUGGUUGUAAAGCGCCUUAUCAUUUAUGUUGGAAUGCAUUAAAUGAUAAGGAUGAUUGGAUUUUUAGUCAUGUCAAUGUUAGCAGUCAUUACAUUUUGUUGUAA